This is a messenger RNA of Macrosteles quadrilineatus (aster leafhopper), 5168 nucleotides long. Its product is annotated as ubiquitin-like-conjugating enzyme ATG3. Gene Ontology annotation, biological process: autophagosome assembly; nucleophagy; autophagy of mitochondrion. The record is from RefSeq and is a predicted model, not a curated record. The coding region runs from base 177 to 1115 and encodes 312 amino acids. The transcript has 7 exons. Gene Ontology annotation, cellular component: cytoplasmic ubiquitin ligase complex; cytosol. Gene Ontology annotation, molecular function: Atg8-family ligase activity. Lineage: Eukaryota; Metazoa; Arthropoda; Insecta; Hemiptera; Cicadellidae.
CAGACGAUUUUCUUGUUCUUCCCAGUGUUAAGUUUUCGUUUGUCUAGUCUCAGCCUGACGUUUAUCAAAUAGUAGAGUACUUUAUAUUUUAUUUAGUUCCAGCAGAAGAUCAACAACACAGCUAGUUAUAAGUUUGUAUUAUUUAUUGUUAUGUUGAUUUCAGAAACGCGUAAAUCAUGCAGAGCGUAAUCAACACUGUGAAAGGGACUGCUCUGGGAGUUGCAGAAUAUUUGACACCUGUUUUGAAGGAAUCAAAGUUCCGAGAGACAGGAGUGAUCACACCCGAGGAGUUUGUAGCAGCAGGAGAUCACUUGGUACAUCACUGUCCCACGUGGCAGUGGGCGAGCGGAGACGAGGCUAAGACAAAGCCAUAUCUGCCCAAGAACAAACAAUUCCUAAUCACUAGGAAUGUGCCGUGCACCCGACGAUGCAAACAGAUGGAGUACUGUGAUGAACAGGAACGUCUCAUUGAGACGGAGGAUGCGGAUGGAGGUUGGGUGGAUACUCACGGCAUGGACCCUACGUCCUCCGGUCUCGACGACAAAGUCUCCGAGAUGACCAUUGAAGAUGUCACCGAUUCACCACUCAAGAGGCCCAAUGCAGUGGAGAACGACGAUGAAGAUGAUGACGACGAAGAAGCAAUAGAUAUGGAAAAUUUUGAGGAAAGUGGCAUGUUGGAAAUGCAAGACGAAGCAACAUACGAUGUUCGCAAGGAAAAACUGAAAAACAGAGAUUGCGAAGACGGAGAAAUAGUGAGAACUAGAACGUACGACCUUCACAUAACCUAUGACAAGUACUACCAGACGCCUCGGUUGUGGCUCUUCGGCUACGACGAGAACCGCAAGCCACUGAAGGUAGAGCAGAUGUACGAGGACGUCAGUCAAGACUAUGCCAAGAAAACAGUAACUAUGGAGUCUCACCCCCACCUGCCUGGACCUCCCAUGGCAUCUGUACAUCCCUGCAGACAUGCUGAAGUGAUGAAGAAAAUAAUCCAGACAGUGUUGGAAGGAGGAGGUGAACUGGGCGUUCACAUGUAUCUCAUUAUUUUCCUCAAGUUUGUCCAAUCAGUCAUACCCACCAUUGAUUAUGACCACACUAAGAAUUUUACCAUGUGAUCUAUCAAACUUUUGGUAUUUUUAUAUGCUGAAGCACUAUGUGUGCAUUCCAUUAGUCUAAGAAUCAAAGUAACCAAUACUCUUUAAUUCUAGCUUUACCUUUUGUUAUCUUGCGUAAAAACGCUUUUAAGUAAACUGUAUGUAAACAUUUUUUAAAGAAUUUUCAGUUUGCAUCAGCAGGUAAUUCUGUAGUAGGGAAUUCUGCUUAUUUAUUUGAGUUGUAAUUGUACUUAAAAGAGUGGUACACAUCGAACAAGACUUUGUAAUUGCUGUCAGUAUACAGGGUGUUCAAUAAAGGCGGGACAUUGUUUUUGUGGCGAUUCCUUGGGUCAAAAUAAGCAAAAAGGUUUAUGUAAACAUAUGUCCUAUAUUGUUUCUUUUAAGGUCUGUCUGUCUAUGUUUUUUUUUACAAAAAUACAUCCUUUUAAGGGUUUAAGCUAAAGCGUUGAGAUAGAUGCUAAAAGAAAGGAGAACACCAUUUGUAUUAUUUUGACCCAAGGAGUCACUAGCAUACAUAAAUUAUGCCCCACCCUAUAUUCUAUUACUAUUGUAUGAACUAAUUAUAUUUUUGCAUUUUUGUCACUAUCUAUUUUAGCUCAACUAAUCAAUUGGCUUCUUUAAGAGUUGUGAAAUCGGUGUACAUAAACCAAUGUAAAAAGAACUAAUUGUGUCUUGUGUGUGCCGCUGCCAAUUUAAUGUGAGGAAGAACAAGUUUUAUGAUACUGCUAACUACGCUAAUCAGAUCAAGUUUUGCUCGAAAACCUUCAAAGUCUGUUGUUACAGUAACCAAAUUCUUGUUGUUUAGUCAUAAUGCAUUGCAGAAAGUAACACUUUUGUUAUAAAUUCGAGAAUUUUAACAGCAAAUUAUUCAACUGUCAACUAAACCUAGUAAUUUUUAAAAUUACAUUUGGCUGUAUCUUAUUUAUUUACUUAUUCUUCCUAUGCAAAUCUGAUGUGCAGAUGGCCAUAACACUAUUUGAAACAAAGCUAAUAGACAAGUGCUCGUCAAUGUCAAUUUUUUAUUACUAAUAUCAUUUGCCUCAGUAAAUUAUUCACUUAAAGAGAUUUCUUAUUAGUCCACACAAUUAAGACCGAAUAGAGGAAACAAUUCAUGUUGUUUAAGGGCCCUUCCCCUACAUAUGUACCAAAUUUGGCUUAUACAUGAAUUUUGUCCUCUAUUUGGUCUUUUUGCCUGGACUACAUGAUCUUAAGAUAUCAGAAUUUAAUUAAACAAUGAGACAUUUCCUGCUUAGAGCUCUAAUAUCCACAUAAUCUACCCACCAGAAUUAGACUGCUUGAUAAAUAGCCAACGUUUAGUUUAUUUAUUUUUAUCAAAUAUAUUCAGUAUUUUGUAACUUUUUUAAAUGUUAUUUUACUAUCUUUUAUCUUACAAUAUUAGUAAUUAUUAUUUUAUUUCAAAUAUUGCACUAGUGUUUUAAUGAUAAUAAUUAUCUACGUCAUUAUUAUUAGUAUAUACAACAUUAAAAUAGUCAUACAGUCUUUCAAUAAUAGUUAAAAUCAAUGCUAUUUUUUAUUAUUUGCUUGACAAUACAUACUCAAUAAUAUAAUUGCUUGCAACACAAAGCAGUGUAUGCCUUUGCAAAUUGUUACAUAUUGCGAGAUUGAAAAUUCCGUAAUGAAAUAAGGGAAAUGUUGGUCUUGAUAUUUACAGUGUAGUUUAAUUAUUUGUGGGACUUUUAGUGUUGUUUUUAAGAUUUUUCUGAAUAUAUAUUUACAAUUUUCUCAUUUUCUCAUUUUGCUUAGGUAUUGAUUGUAGGCCUAACGCAAACUAAGAAGUUUUUAUUUGUCACAGAAAUUUGACAACAAUUCUAGUAAAUUAAAAAAGUGUGUGCAGUUGGAUCUAUUACAUCGUUUUACAAAGUACUUACCAUGCUGUAGAUUCAACACUAACAUUGAUUUAGCCACAUUUGGUGGAAAUAAAAAACCCAUUCAAAUAUUGUAUCUGGAUGAAAUUGGGAAUCUUAUAAUGAGUUAUUUUAUUGUUGGUAAACUUAACUACGUUUCCAGAAAGGAUGUUGAAAGAUUAAUCAAAUGUAUCAAUUAUUGAGGUGUCUUAAAUGUUGAGUCUUGUGUGUUAUCAGUUUGAUUUUAAUGUUUUUAAUAGUGAAUGGCAUUUAACAAAUUAUUGCAGACAUUUUCAAUCAAAAUAAGUAAAAUAGUAUAUUAUAAUUGAAGUAGAGACUGUAAAAUGAUUUAGGAUAGAAGAAAUACCCCUAAGGAUUAAAUAAUUAACUUUUCGCUACACUACUGUGAAAUAACCUGUUUUUGUUACAUGUUUAACAUCUGCGAAAAUGCAUCAUUACAUUGUUUACUACAGCAAAAGAAUGUUUACUAUGCUAAAGUAAUGUUUACUAUCUUUUUUGGAUUUUGUCGACGUAAGCAAAUAAAGAUUUGUUGUUGUUUUGUCAACUGUAAAGAAAACAUUACCUAAAAAUGCUAUGAGCUUUGUCAUGUUCCUAAUUGGAUUGAACCUGUAUAUUUUAAUGAAGAAUAUAAGUAGUCUUUGUGGUGUAGCGCAAAGUACCUUUCAAAACACGAGUGAAAGUGGGUCUAUACAUAUUCUCAACCAUUUAUAGUUAUCGAUAAAUCUCACACUUCAAACAUGGGUCUCAAAUAUGUAAUGACCCACCUUUAUUCUUGUUAUGAAAUGUACUAUAUCCCCACAAUACAUGUAUUGAAAACAACUGUUUCCUCUGCAGUAUGACAAAAUAGUUAAUUUCGUCACUAGGGCCCAAAGUGACUCUUUUUGUGCUGAGCUCUAGUUCACAACCAAGAUGAAGCCAAUGUUGUGAAAUGAGCAUGGGUUGAAAAGAGGCUUUUGACCAUGUGAUGAACUAUAUUAUACAUCAUACUACAUUGUUGUUUAAGCCAAAUAAUUCAUAGAACGUAAUUUUUGUAAUUUUUUACCGGUACCUUAAAUAGUCAGCUGACAAAUGAUUACCUUCUUGUGUUGCUAUUACAAACAGCUCUUACGUGACCGCAUGCCUCUUCAUGCACUGCAACUAACUUCCAGCUGUUACGUAUCAUUUAAGCUGCCAUAUCUCGGUUAAUAUUUGUCCAAUCUUAAAGAUUAAGGUGUCAAUCGAUUUGUAAUUCAAUUGCCUUAAAAAAGUUAUUCUUGUAAAAUUGUUGUAAAAUCAACAGUUUUCGAGUUAUUUAAAAAACAAAAUUAUAAAUGGCCGCCAUUUUGUUUUAUGAAUUUGGAAAAUUGUCAUAAUUUUUUUGUAGUUUUCUCUAGUUUUUAUAAAUGUCUGUGCAAAGUUUUAAUUUUGUAUGUUGAAGCACUUUUCAGAAAAAAAAUUAAUAAGUUAAAACAACAAAUGUGAGUAACUAAGGACUUCCGGACAAUUUAAAUAUGAUAUUUUGAUAUGUUUAUUACCCAGGAACAAUGCCCUAAAAUAUUGGUAGAGCGUUCCGGGACACCCUGUAUAUAUGAUUCCGCCAACACAAUAAUAAUAACACAAUCAAAUGUUUAUAAUUACACAGUACCAUAUUUGUAAGGACUAAUUUCAAUGGCAAAAUCAGCAGAAGAAUGUUAAACAUAUAAAAAUGUGACUCCAGCUGAUUAUUUAUCUCCAUUGGGGGAAAGAGAGAUUCUUUAGCCCGCCACGCAAAUAUUCAAAAAUAGCCGUUUUUUCUGUAGUAUGACAAAAACAACUUUUCCUGACAUCCAGGGUCAGAUUGCAAAACACGUUUUAACAAUAGUAAUGGGAAAUGUCUGCAAAAAUUUUAUAAAAUUACCUACAUAAAUUUGUCAUUAACCAUCCAUGAAUCAAAGCUCAGUGUGAUUACGGUAUUAAAUAGUUUAUGUUACGAUGUAAACGUGUUUGGUAUAGUGAGCUAUUUUGUUGCACAAUUGUUUCCUCAUUCAGUUUUACAAUAGUCAUCACUUGUACAGUUUGUUGUUUUUUUUGCUUGUUUGUGAUAAAGUUGUGAUCUUUGAGGUGCCACUGUUUGAAUGAAAUAUAUUUAGUUAAACUGCCGCUUGAAAAAUGUUUCUUCCGAACCCACUAAACUUUUCCUAAAUUUUCU